Messenger RNA from Paramormyrops kingsleyae, 1701 nucleotides. The record is from RefSeq and is a predicted model, not a curated record. NCBI's taxonomy places the organism in Eukaryota, Metazoa, Chordata, Actinopteri, Osteoglossiformes, Mormyridae.
GGUAAGCGGCAUGUCUAGCUUUCACUUUUGCAUGGGCGUGUUUAGAAGUUCUCUUAGAAGUUGUUUUCGACAGCCUAAAAUUGCACUUAUAAAGAAACGAUUACCGAAAGUAUUCCACGUUAACAUGCCUUGAAAUUGAAGGUGGGUUAUUUUUUAAGUUUAAACAAUUCCUACGUUUAGCAGGGGAACAGUUUACAAAUUUGGCAGAACCGACAAAAUGGCGGCAGUCGAAUUCGAUGUGCCGAGAAGACGGAGAAGAUCGAGUAUGGACGAACCUUUAACAAUGUCUGCGGACUUGAGGAUCGUGCUGUUUAGCAGCAGAAGUCACUUACAGACCAUCGUCUCAAGCUGUAUCCUGGGACGGCAGGUGUUCAUGCCAGCUGAAUGCAGCCUUUCACAGAGUUUUGAGAAUUACGAGGAGAUAGAGGGCAGAAGAGUAUCAGUUAUCAACACACCAAACUUCUUUGAGAAGGACCUUACACAGCAACAUAUCAGGAAGGAGCUGGAGGGAUGCGUGUGUCUGUCUUGCCCUGGACCCCAUGCUGUCCUUUUAAUCCUGGACUUGGAGGACAUCUCAGCAACUGAUGUUCGUAUUGUGGAAGAACUUACCAAGUACUUUGGUGACGACAUCUUAAAGUACACAAUUCUUCUUCUGUGCCAUGAGGGUAAGGAGGAAGAUACAAGCUUGGAGGAUAGACUCCAAAAAGAUAGAAACCUCAGAGAGAUUAUGGACAAGUGUGGACACCAGUAUCAUCUGUUUAAGAAGAAUUCUAUGGAAGCUAAACCUUUGCUGGAGAGAAUUGAGAGUUUGGUGACUAAGAAUGUGGACAGAUACUUUACUGAUAACAAUUACGAGGAGACAGAAGAUAGCAUUAGAAAAGAGCAGCCAGUUAUUGAGACGGAUGGAGCGAAAAAGAUAGAUAAAUUGCAACGUAAGCUGCACUGCAUCCAGGGAGAGGAGCUGGAGAGGGAGAGAGAGACCAGUAUCUGAAGAGUGUCAGGGCUGACGGAGAAGAGGCUGAAAUGAUCAUUCAUGAACUCAGAUUUGCCGCUCAGGCUGUGGAUAAUGCAGCAGUAGUGAAUAAAGGCCUAGCUGUAAGGGUACUCGAAGGGGCAGUACCUGGGCCGAUGGGAGCUGUUGGGGGAGGAGUAAUAGGGGCAGUGCUGGGGCCGACGGGAGCUGUGUGGGGAACAAUAAUAGGGUCCGUGCUGGGGGUAGUGGUGGCUGGGAAAUUAUGGAGACGUUAGGGGUGCUGCUACUGGCAUUGUAGAAGAUUAAAAGCUGUGCUCUAUGUAACCCACUCAAAGCAGGCUGUAAAAAAAGAAAGGGGUUAACUCAUUUUAGUUUUGUACCCGAAUCCUAUGUUGCUUUUAGGUUGUUCAAAUCUUCCUGUCCGGUAGCUGCCAGUGUGUCGUGCUGAGGGAAGAAGUUUUUUUUUGCAAUUACGAGCAAACGGGGAAGAAGGAAAAAAAGACCUGAGUGGCGGAGCAUUAGUGCACUGGAGAUGCAGUUAAUAUGAAGAAGGUUGAUAAAUAGCUCAGAGAGUUAAUAGCGAAUUAUUUCUUGUUUUUAUAAGCAUUAAGCAGAUAGAAAAUUGAACAGGGAUAUUUUCUUUUCUCCGGUAAGUUCAUUUGCUGUUUGCCAUGUGCGACACUAGCUAGCAUGGUUUUAAAUUACAUGUUGUAAAGGCAUAGCAUGAA